Salvelinus sp. IW2-2015 is the source of this 631-nucleotide messenger RNA. The record is from RefSeq and is a predicted model, not a curated record. NCBI's taxonomy places the organism in Eukaryota, Metazoa, Chordata, Actinopteri, Salmoniformes, Salmonidae.
AACAAUAUUCUCUCGCACUCUCUGCAGCAAGCGCGAUGCCACAUCCUUAGUCCGCAUGAUCCUAAAGCCCCCUUCUCGCAGGAAUUAUUUUCGACCAAUUAUUAGACCAUCAAACGGUUCGGGGCUAGACCAAAAACAUUCAGGGCUGCACCCCGGGAAGCCUACCCCUAACAACGCAGAUAGCUUGGUUAUACUCCACUUGUUCAAGAAGUGUCUAUUGAUCCACAUGGGAACGCAACCUGCUAGUCUCCACUGUCUGCUCGGGUGGAGAGAGGACAAAACACGAUUAAAGAUUGGAAUCAUUGGAGGUUCUGGCCUUGAUGACCCAGACAUAUUGGAGGGAAGGACCGAGAAAUAUGUAGACACACCUUAUGGAAAGCCUUCAGAUGCCCUUAUAAUGGGGAAGAUCAAAAAUGUUGAAUGUGUGCUCCUUGCAAGGCAUGGGAGACAGCACACCAUCAUGCCAACCGACGUCAACUACCAGGCUAACAUCUGGGCGUUGCGAGAGGAGGGCUGCACACAUCUCCUGGUCACCACGGCCUGUGGUUCCCUCCGGGAAGAGAUYCAACCGGGAGACAUCGUCAUCAUCGACCAGUUCAUAGACAGGUGAGUGCYAGAGUUUCCUWGGCCU